Ooceraea biroi (clonal raider ant) is the source of this 1565-nucleotide messenger RNA. RefSeq names its product cuticular protein 17 (gene CPR17). The record is from RefSeq and is a predicted model, not a curated record. Gene Ontology annotation, cellular component: chitin-based extracellular matrix. NCBI's taxonomy places the organism in Eukaryota, Metazoa, Arthropoda, Insecta, Hymenoptera, Formicidae. Gene Ontology annotation, molecular function: structural constituent of chitin-based larval cuticle.
CGAGAGAGGCGAACGACGCUCUACAUGUGACGCUGCUUGUGGUACCUGCCUAUCUAUCGCCUACCUACCUACCUUUUCGCCAGCAUCGUCUAUUCCGCUCGAACGUGCUGUACCAUUCCUCUCCACGGCGCUUUCUCGGGCGCGUGCAUCGCAAGCGUGUAAACGCGUGAUCGUCGUCGAGCAGUAUGCGUGCCCUGUUGUUAGUAACCCUGUGCGGGUUGGUCCACGGCCAAUACUUCCAGGAGCCGGAGAAGAUCGUGAGCUAUUCGCGUGAUCUCGGCGACACCCGCGGUCACUACUCCUUCGCCUACGAGACGGAGGGUGGUAUCGUCCAGCAGGAGAGCGGCAGUCGCAAAUAUGCGGGCACCGCCGACGAGACGCAGCUUAUUCAGGGCUCCGUGCAGUACAACGCGCCGGACGGCACCCCCAUCGCCAUGAGCUGGACCGCCGACGAGUUUGGCACCCAGGUGUCCGGCACCCACAUUCCCACCCCGCCGCCCAUCCCACCGGCGAUCCAGCGCGCCCUCGAGUGGAUCGCGAAGCAGCCCACAACUCCGGAACCGCUCGAGAAGGACAACCCCACGCAGAACGCCGUGCCCCGCGACAGCCGCCAGUACAGAUUACCCUUGAAAUAAACGAAACUGAACUACUGCGCGCCUUCAGAGUAGCGAGUUCAGCCGCAUCACUGCCUAACCCUCCUGCCGCCCUGCACAAUGUGACGUCCAAUAAAUUUGUAUUUUUAUAGAAAUUCCUCAGACUUACUGUUUCAAUGGCUUGGAUGGAUCUUGAGGGUUAAGCUGCUUUUUUUUAUAGUAGUAGGUCGAUAUAUCGAUUGAGGGGUAGUUGCCCCUUAUAUAAACAUCGAUUUGUGCUCCUCGUACGCUUUAAGUAGUUCACGCGUGAUCUCAUUGUCGAGAACGCAGAUGACAUUCUUGAAAUACAAAGAUUUUUUAUUCUAUAAGUAUUUUUGUCUUCUGUCACUUUCUGAUCGUUGACAUUUUGAAAUUGGAACCAAAAUAGGUAAUCGUCUAAUAGUGUGAAUAUCCUUGACAUAAGCGCAUUUUAUAUUUGUAGAUACCUGUUCUUUCUCAAGUUUGGACAAUUUGCAAUCGCAGUCUAUAUGAAUAAUGUCAAUUUCAAAACUACAACGAAAGCAACUGUAUUAAUUUAUUUUUUAUACAUGCAUUAUCAUAAAAUAAUGUAAAAAAAUGAUUUUGUCCGGCUUGCUCCAUAAUCAUUAAUGUAGCUGAAUAAUAAUGUAGCGUGCUAUUUUACAAGUUAAAUUAUUGCCAUUCAUGUCCAUGGAAUUAUGUCUAGGACUUUUAUCUUGACAUAAUUCAAGAUUCAAAAUGUCAAAAGACGGAAUCGGUAUGCUGAUUUCGAUAUCAGGAUACUAAUUAUGAAUACCACUAUUUGACGAUAUGCGUCGUCUUCAUAAAGUAAAUGGAUCGUAAAAAUAAGUUCUUGAGAGGAACGUCGCUUCGUGCACGAAGAAAUUUGCGCACCAAACUUUUCGCAACUUUAUAGCGUCCCGACGCUUUACUGCCUCGUUAACGCUCCUCUCG